CAUUCACGCCUGGAAACCACCGCCAAUCCCCCAACGUCACUCUCUACUCACCACCCUUAGGAUAACAAGAUAAUGGAAGAGCUCAUCUCCCACUCCUCCUCCUCCUCCCCUCCGCCUCCUCAGCCGCCAUUGUUCUCCUCCUCCGCCCCGGCCGGGACUCCCCCUACUCUACAGCUCCGCCUCCAGUGCCUUCUCCACUCCCGACCGGAGUGGUGGGCGUACGCCAUCCUCUGGCGACCGUCCGCCGCCGAGGAUCGCUCCGCCGUCCUCUCCUGGGGGGACGGCUACUUCCGCGGGCCCCGGGACGCCGACCUUCCGCGGAAGGCGGCAAGGGAUGAACCUAUCGGCAGCGCUGCGGACGGGUCCGGCGUCACCGACAUGGAGUGGUUCUACGUCCUGUCGCUGACCCGGUCGUUUGCGGCCGGGGACACGGCUACCGUCCUCACCAGCGCCUUUGGAUCGCUGUCCCCGGUCUGGCUGGCGGGGGCCCACGCGCUGCAGGUGUGCGGGUGUGAGCGGGCCCGGGAGGCCCAGCUCCACGGCAUCGAGACGCUGGUCUGCGUUCCGGCCGGCGAGGGCGUCCUGGAGCUCGGCUCGGCGGAGCUGAUCCCAGAGGACUGGGCUCUCGUCGAGCAGGCCAGGACCUUCCUGGCUGCCGCCACGGACGUCGCCGCCGACGCCACGGUUCCCCUGGCCGUCCCCGGGAGGCCUCCGCUGCAGCCGAGGUGGGACGGCCUGUCGUCCUGGGUCGACUCCGAGCACUCCGACGCCGAGGAAGGGACGGUAGUGGACCGACGGCGGGGAAAGAAGCGGGGUAGGCGGGCGGGGACCGGGAAGGAGGUGCCGGUGAACCACGUGGAAGCCGAGCGCCAGCGGAGGGAGAAGCUGAACCACCGGUUCUACGCGCUGCGGUCGGUGGUGCCGAACGUGUCAAGGAUGGACAAGGCGUCCCUGCUGGCCGACGCCGUGACCUACAUAAAGGAGCUGAGGGCGAGGGUGGAGGAGCUAGAGGGCGAGGCCCGGAAGGCAAAGGAAGAACCCAAGGUCGUAGAUCAGGGUGGUAGCGGCCAUGGAAUUACUACCACUACCACAAGUAGUAACAGUACGGUGUCGUCGGAGAUGGGGGAGGGAGGAGAGAAGGUGGUGCAGCUGGAGGUGGUGGUCGUAGGGACGGAGGAGGCAAUGCUGAGAGUGCAGACGGAGAACGUGAAGCACCCGCCGGCAAGACUGAUGGGGGCGCUGCGGGACCUGGAGGUGGGAGUUCACCAUGCGAGCGUGGCCAGCCUUAAAGGAGUCAUGGUCCAAGAUGUGGUGGUGAGGGUGCCUCAGGGCCUGAGGGGCGGGGAGAGCCUAAAGACUGCUCUUCUUGCAAAGCUGGAGAUGGAUUGAGGUAGCUUCGUUUCCCCACCGGAGAAGUUGGUCUUUUUUUUCUUGUUCUCUUGUGUUCUCCCGUUUGCUUGUAUACAUUAUUCCAGGAAAUAAUAAGAAUGUGAUCGGAUGGUUUUUUAUUCA
Phoenix dactylifera (date palm) is the source of this 1512-nucleotide messenger RNA. Its product is annotated as transcription factor bHLH14-like. NCBI's taxonomy places the organism in Eukaryota, Viridiplantae, Streptophyta, Magnoliopsida, Arecales, Arecaceae. The record is from RefSeq and is a predicted model, not a curated record. Gene Ontology annotation, molecular function: DNA-binding transcription factor activity; protein dimerization activity; transcription cis-regulatory region binding. Gene Ontology annotation, cellular component: nucleus. Gene Ontology annotation, biological process: regulation of DNA-templated transcription.